AUGGAACUUCUUAAUGACAAAUCCAUUGAUGAUGGAAUCAUUUACAACAAUUCUGAUGACUUUGAAUCAGAUCUUACAUCCAAGUUAAUGGACCGAUGGAAUAUAGGUUCAACGAAAGAACAAGAACAAGUGUAUAAUAUGGAGAGUUUUUGUGAAGAACAAAUCGCAGAAAUUUGGAAAAAGAGUGAAAUAUCAUCGUCACCAGCACUAUUACACUUAAAAAAUUUGGGAUAUGGAAGCAAGAAGUUUGUUUCACAGCCAAUUAAAUCAUAUCACACCCGAGUUAUUUCAGAGGAAUACGUCUUUGAAAAUAACGAGACUACAGGAAACAAAGAUAAACCUUAUCUGUUACUAUAUAUCCAAUUGGGAGCUCCAACAUCGAAAUUACGCGGAUUUGACAUUAGCGGCACACCAAACUUAAACACAAGACCGAAUAAGAAGGCAAGGCUUUUAGAAUCCCAGAGACAAUAUUGUCUCUGUGCAUUCGGGUUGGAUAAAACCGUGUGUAAUUAUUUGGGCAAAUGGAAUCAAGAUGAUAUUGAUAUAUUGAAACUGCUUAGAGAUGCGUGGCACGACCCCAUGGAAUUGGCUAGUGGAGACAAAUAG
Molecule: messenger RNA, 606 nt
Organism: Ambispora gerdemannii
Lineage: Eukaryota; Fungi; Glomeromycota; Glomeromycetes; Archaeosporales; Ambisporaceae
Source: the annotation of a GenBank genome assembly